AUGGUCUUAUUCCCUACAAUUAAUAAUAUUGCUAAUGGGACAGCAACAAAAGGUAGACCCAGAAGAUUAUUUGUUGCACCGUCAACACAAUACCCACUUUUUCUUUAUGGAUUAGGUGAUGACCAACGUUCAUUUCUUUCAAAUAUUGAAACUGGAUCCCAAUAUGAACAGCCCGAUGAUAAUAGUGAUGCUGCCAGUGUAAGUACUUCACGGUCACUCCCGUCUACAUUAAGUUCCGUACAUACAACUGAUGAUCAAGAAUCUUUUCAGAGUUGGCUACAUGAAGAACAUCAACGACGAGUGUCGGCCGCAUCAUCCCCAGCACAAAGUGAUAGUGAUGAAGACUUUGCUAAUCUCGAAUUUGGAAGAAGGCGAAGAAGCUCUACUGAUGAUUCAUGUUUGAUGGAGGAUUUUUUCACAAUGAAAACAAAUUACAAGAUAGAAUCAAAAAGCUUAUUUAAGAAUUCCAUACCAUUGGUGGUGACAUUUAUCUUGGAACACUUUUUCUCCAUAGUUGCAUUGGUUGUUGUGGGUAAAUUGGGUACAAAGGAAUUGGGUGCUGUUUCAUUGGCUACAAUGACAGCAACAAUCACAUUUGCGAUAUUUGAAGGAACUGCUACUGCACUUGACACAUUGUGUCCUCAAGCAUUUGGUGCACGUAAUUAUGAAAUGAUGUCGAUUUAUGUACAAAGAACUAAUGUUUUAUCAUUGGUGAUGUUUCUCCCUUGUGCAUUGUUCUGGUGGUUUUCUGGAGCAGUGAUGAAAUACGUCAUAGAUGAUCCUAAAGUAGUUUAUUUGACCCAGUUAUACUUACGAUUCUUGAUAUUGGGAGCUCCUGGGUAUAUCUUGUUUGAAAACUCAAAACGUUUCUUACAAGCGCAAGGUAUUUUUGAAGCUGGGACAGGGAUUUUGUUCAUUAGUGCACCUAUUAAUAUCGGACUUAGUUGGUUCUUGGUAUGGAAUGAGACUUAUGGAAUUGGUUAUGUAGGUGCUCCAAUCUCUGCUGGUGUAAACUAUUGGUUGAUGUUUGUCUUGUUAAUUGGUUAUGUUGCUUAUAUUGAUGGUAAGAAAUGUUGGUUUGGAAUUGCGUCUUGGGAAGAGUUGUUUAGUGACUGGGGUAACAUCAUGCGUUUGGCAAUUCCUGGUAUUGUUAUGAUGGAGUCUGAAUAUAUGGCAUACGAAAUAAUGACUUUAUUCGCCUCAUAUUUUGGUGCUGUACAACUUGCAGCACAAAGUGCUGUUUCUAGUAUUGCAUCAUUAACCUAUAUGGUACCAUUUUCUGUUGGUAUUGCUGCAGCAACCAGAAUAGCCAAUUUCAUUGGUGGUCAGAAUAUGAAAGGGGCAAUAACAGCCACCAGAGUCGCUAUGAUUGCAUCUAUUAUAGUUUCUACAUUGAACUUUUUAAUUUUGUGGUCUUUUAGAUAUCCUAUUGCCAGGGUAUUUUCCAACGAUCCAGAGGUGAUUUCAUUAAUUGUUAAUUUGUUGAAUCCAUUAGUGAGUGUUUUGCAGAUUUUUGAUGGUAUAGCCUCUGUAAGCAGUGGUAUUUUACGUGCACAAGGAUCACAAAAAAUUGGUGGAUAUAUCAAUUUUAUUUCGUAUUAUGCUUUUGCAUUACCAUUAGCUAUGAUCUUGAGUAAGAUAGUUGGUUUAGAAGUUUACGGUCUUUGGAUUGGUGUUGGAAGCGGUAUGGUUGUCAUUGCAUUAAGUGAAGCUGUUGUUAUAUUGUGUAGUAACUGGGAUGAUAUUUUAAUGAAGGCGGGUUUGUUAAAUGAAUUUGGUGAAGAUGAUGAUGACGACGAUGAUAUAUUUUAA
Molecule: messenger RNA, 1812 nt
Organism: Candida tropicalis MYA-3404
Lineage: Eukaryota; Fungi; Ascomycota; Pichiomycetes; Serinales; Debaryomycetaceae
Exons: 1
Coding region: 1-1812 (603 amino acids)
Biological process (GO): xenobiotic detoxification by transmembrane export across the plasma membrane
Cellular component (GO): membrane
Molecular function (GO): xenobiotic transmembrane transporter activity; antiporter activity
Source: RefSeq, a predicted model, not a curated record